AUGGAGUCGCCUACUCUCUACCCUUCUUCCGCUUCCGCUUCCGCACCGUCGUACCAUGCCUCGUCUUCUGAAAUGGAGAGGCAGGAUACCCUUCAGCCUCGCCCGAAGCGGAUACUAUCGCCCACCGACAUCUUUCGGACGUCUCUACCUCUACCUCCGCUCAUCCCACCGCUGCGCUUCAACCUAUUGGCAGCCGGAGAGGCCUCUCGCACCGCACAGCUCUUCUCUUCCUCGCAUCCCCUGCCACGCCAUCUCCCCUUUCUCUCUCGACUGAAACUAAAGACGCUCUUGGCCCUCACGCCAAAGCAUCCGACCAAGCAAGUUCCCGCCAUUGAGCACUGGGCACAGACAGAGGCAGUGGAGAUCAAGUGGAUCAAAAUCGAGGCCUGGAAAGAUGCAGGAGCCAGCGCUAUUACCAAGGACGUAGCAGAAGAGGCAACCUCCACGAUCAUUUCCUCCUCUGCAUCUCCGCUCCUCAUCGUGUCCCUCACUCCUGGACCAACAGCACUGAUACUCGCCCUGCUGCGCCUCCUCCAAGGCUACCCACUCCAAUCGAUACAUCCCGAGACCCAUCGCUGUCUGCGCGCAGGGCUGGAGGGCGAAGCAGACGAGGACGACAAGCACGACUGCGAAAAGUGGAUCACCGGCUGGGUAGGCAAAGAGAUCAACCUCGCUGUACAUCGUAGCCAGGUUCACGAGUGGACUUGGCCUCAGGGUACCACUCUUCGCUGGCUGCGCAUAACAGACGGUCGUAACUCGAAGCAGGCCAAUGGCGCUUCCCCCUCGGCUGCCAAAGACGGCUUCCUCUUCCCUCCCUCUACUGCUGCUGCCAGUGGGACUACUUCUUCCCUCGACUCCCCCUUUACCCCUCAUCGUAGCACAAGCUCUGGUUCGGCUCACUCUCCAGCGCUGCUCCUUACAACACCGCAAGUCACCCAUCCCUUCUUGAAGAUCAGAUUCCUUCCCGAGCCAGUGAUACCACUCGCUCUUGACCCACCUGCACUUCAAUCAAGUGCUGCACCUCCUCCACAACAUGGCGCCGUUCCGCUGGUAAAGCCUUCGGGCCCUGCUGAAGGUCUUUCCACUCCAUCUACGGCCCUCAAGAUGCCAGUAGGUUUCAAGGGCCGGAAACGCAGCCUGACCAUUUCGGAAGGACGUGGCGGAGGACCUGCAGCCGCUGCCGUCGCGGCCAUGAUGGAGGCUGCUGCCGCCGCUGCCAUCAAUGCCACCUCGCUCGACAUUGAUGGAUCGAGUGGCAUUGCGGGACACGUCCCAGCUGGUGUACAUAGCGGCAGCGCUCCGCCUACGGCCGCUCCUUUUGCAGAAGCGCAACCUCCCCCGUGGUUGAAAGGCGAUUAUGGUCAACCCUCCUCUGCAAGUCACUGGCGGUGGGGCAACGAGACUAGUCAACGGCAACACCGCGAGUGUUUCCCUGGAGAAUACGAGCAGGGUCAGCCAGCUCUGCACACGCCCAUGACUCGAACCAGCUCGGGAGACGAAGAGGACGAGGACGAGGAGGAGAAUAGCACGCCCAAGGCCAACAACACCCGCACUCAGUAUCUUUUCGAUGACUCCCAGCUGCCAGCUUCCGAAACAACACCGUCGCGAGCGCCUGACCAGACGCCCUUUGCUUCGCCGGGUCGACACUCGCCUGAGCAGUUCCUCCUCGCUCCCCGGCGUUUGAGCGAGGCUUCUCUCAUGGCAGAGGGGGAAGGAGAGUCGACGCCUACAAAGGCCAGGAGCGUCUCGCGGAAUCGAGCCAGCCUGGACCGCAGGUCAAGUCGGGGCGAAGCUGCUCGACCUAUGCUCCUACCUGGGAGUGACGAGCGGGAAGGUGGUGUACAACCUCAUCGACGCAGUGCUGAGCUCGGCGCCGCAAAGGCUCAACGCGACGAGGUGCAGGAAGAAGAGGAAGAAGACGAGGAGGAGGAGGACGAAGACGAAGACGACUACCACGAAGAUUCGGAAGACGACUUUUCCGAAGGCCUCGAGGCCUUGGACCUGGCAUGA
Molecule: messenger RNA, 2010 nt
Organism: Microstroma glucosiphilum
Lineage: Eukaryota; Fungi; Basidiomycota; Exobasidiomycetes; Microstromatales; Microstromataceae
Exons: 1
Coding region: 1-2010 (669 amino acids)
Molecular function (GO): phosphatase activity
Source: RefSeq, a predicted model, not a curated record